This is a messenger RNA of Ramularia collo-cygni, 1413 nucleotides long. RefSeq names its product related to cyclopropane synthase. Gene Ontology annotation, biological process: lipid biosynthetic process. The record is from RefSeq and is a predicted model, not a curated record. NCBI's taxonomy places the organism in Eukaryota, Fungi, Ascomycota, Dothideomycetes, Mycosphaerellales, Mycosphaerellaceae. Bases 1 to 1413 code for a protein of 470 amino acids. The transcript has a single exon.
AUGAACGUCGCCGAACGCGCCGCGGGCCUGGUGAGCUACGCCGGGUCGUUUGCAUGGCCUUCGCUCCUAUCGCUUUCACGUGGUGCAUCCCUCGGCUUGCUUCGGAAAAUCCAGGUGGGAUCGCUGCAAGUGACAGACUCAGAUGGAAGCAUUACAAUUUGUGGGAGUCCACGACGGGCUGGAGAAGUGCUCGACAGCGAAAAGACCGUCUAUUCCACCCCUCAUACUGAAUUGCGCGUGCUGAACGAUCUUUUCUGGGUCCGGCUGGUGCUGUUCGCGGACAUGGGUUUCGCCGAAUCGUACAUGCUUGGAGAAGUUAGCUGUUCAGACCUGACAGCAUUCUUCAAGCUGUUCAUUGCGAACAAGAGCCAUCUCUCCAAUGGCACGACAUUGUCGUCUACGGUGUUGGGAAAGCUUAGCGCAUUGGUCAGGAAGACGAAUACCCUCACGAAUGCACGUCUCAACAUUGCAGCACACUACGAUAUCAGCAAUGACAUGUUUGCUGCUUUCCUCAGCCCGGACAUGACCUACAGUUGCCCAAUCUGGCUACCGAAAUACGAUCCUUUCUCUUCCGAGGAGACCCUCGAGCAGGCCCAAUACCGAAAGUUGAACCGCUUCAUCGACAAUGCCAGGAUCAAGAGUACGGACCACGUUCUUGAAAUUGGGACCGGCUGGGGCAGCUUCGCGAUGCUGGCUGUGGAAAAGACGGGAUGCAGAGUCACCAGCCUUACGCUCUCUUCCGAGCAGAAGAAGUUGGCAGAAGAUCGCAUCAAGGCAGCAGGCUUCGCAGACAAGAUCAAAGUUCUACUUUGUGACUAUCGCAGUCUCCCAAUUCCCAAGGAAGAAAAGAACAAGUACGACAAGGUCGUCUCGAUUGAGAUGUUGGAAGCUGUAGGAAAGGAAUUCCUUGCGACUUACUUCCGCUGUAUCGAUAACCUCCUCAAGUCGGAUGGAGGCGUGGCCGUGUUUCAAUGCAUCACGAUCCCAGAAUCUCGAUAUGUCGGAUAUACCGCCUCGGACGAUUUCAUCCGGCGGUACAUCUUCCCAGGCGGCCAUCUUCCUACGAUCACUCAGCUCCUUGACUCCAUCCGCGAAGGAUCGUCAAACUCGAAGAAAGGUGUGCAGCCGAGACUUAUACCCGAGAGUAUAGAGAACAUUGGACCUCAUUACGCAAAGACGCUGAGGCUGUGKAGACAAAGCUUUAUGCAGACUUUCCAAGAAAAGAUCCGGYCUGCGUUGUUGAACGAGCAUUCGGGGAAGAUGGGAGACGACGAUAUUGAGGUGUUCAAGAGGAAGUGGGAGUACUACUUUGCGUAUUGUGAGGCUGGGUUUGCCACGAAGACGCUGGGAGAUGUCAUUCUGACUGUAGGACGGGAGGGUGCUGUUGAGAUGAUGGAGGAAGUGCCGUUGUGA